Molecule: messenger RNA, 2954 nt
Organism: Hipposideros armiger (great roundleaf bat)
Lineage: Eukaryota; Metazoa; Chordata; Mammalia; Chiroptera; Hipposideridae
Gene: TMEM127
Product: transmembrane protein 127
Exons: 4
Coding region: 211-927 (238 amino acids)
Biological process (GO): negative regulation of cell population proliferation; negative regulation of TOR signaling
Cellular component (GO): membrane
Source: RefSeq, a predicted model, not a curated record
GGAAGCCGGAAGUGGGUCGUACCCGGGUUGGUCCGGGCGUUGCGGGUUUGGGGCCUGGGAUAGCUCGGCCCCGGCAGCUGAGGAGCCCGUGACGGAACAGAGCGGCGCCAUCCCGGCCCUGAGGACCGCUGACUGGCAGGCUCUGCGCACCCCGCGGAGGUAGGCAGCGACCAGCAGCAACCGCGGAGUGACGGCGGGCGGCCCCUGGGCAUGUACGCCCCCGGAGGCGCCGGGCUGCCCGGCGGGCGCCGGCGGAGGAGCCCGGGAGGCAGCGCUCUGCCCAAGCAGCCGGAGCGUAGCCUGGCCUCGGCGCUGCCGGGAGCCCUUUCCAUCACGGCGCUGUGCACUGCUCUCGCCGAGCCCGCCUGGCUACACAUCCACGGUGGCACCUGUUCCCGCCAGGAGCUGGGGGUCUCCGACGUGCUGGGCUACGUGCACCCGGACCUGCUGAAAGAUUUCUGCAUGAACCCCCAGACGGUGCUGCUCCUCCGGGUCAUUGCCGCCUUCUGCUUCCUGGGCAUCCUGUGCAGUCUCUCCGCCUUCCUUCUGGAUGUCUUUGGGCCCAAACAUCCAGCCCUGAAGAUCACCCGUCGCUAUGCCUUCGCCCACAUUCUCACAGUCCUGCAGUGUGCCACCGUCAUCGGCUUUUCCUACUGGGCUUCCGAACUCAUCCUGGCCCAGCAGCAGCAACAUAAGAAGUACCAUGGGUCCCAGGUGUAUGUCACCUUUGCCGUUAGCUUCUACCUGGUGGCGGGAGCUGGCGGAGCCUCCAUCCUGGCCACAGCAGCCAACCUCUUGCGCCACUACCCCACGGAGGAGGAAGAGCAGGCCCUAGAGCUGCUCUCCGAGAUGGAGGAGACGGAACCCUACCCCGCUGAGUACGAGGUCAUCAACCAAUUCCAGCCGCCCCCGGCCUACACGCCCUGAUGUGGGCGGGCUUUCCUCUGCAGCCCCGCCCCCAGCUGCAGGACCCCCUCCACCCCCCCAGGGGAGGGCCUUCUGCCGCAGGCUCCAGGGUAGGACUGACCAUCUUCAUCCACCCCCCCACCCCCCCGGGAGGCACUCCACCUUUUGGCUGUUCACGUGUAUCCCUGCUCUGGAAACCUAGGGUUCAUGGAUUUCAUAUCAUGCACUGUUUCACCUCUUGCCACCUUGCAGUCCCUGAGGUCAAUAGUCAUUACCAGCCAGGGAUGGCCAUACAAGUUUUCUCCCUUCUUGGGCCUAAUCUUUGAGACCAGAACUUUCCAUGGGAAGCUGCUGACCGUGGACAGGCCCAGGUUGAAGUGUCAACAGGGCCCAAGGGAAAGGGGACUGCCCUGCAGGCUUUCUUCAUAGUCAGCGUUUGUUCCACAGCUGCGGCUCGGGGCCGACCCUGUCCCUCCGCCCCCCUCCGUCUCGUAGUGCCCAGUACUAGGCCACCCGCUCUCUCUGUGGGAGUCUCUGCACUUUAGUCUUUGGACUUCCCAUCCCCCGUGUUCUGCUUUGAUGGGGACUAGCAGAGCAGCUGUGCUCCCUGCCCUGGCCUCAGUGGCUGGAACCCGGACAAGGAGAGCAGCAGUGGGUGUGGGCCUGGCCUCUGGGUGCCCAGAAAGGAUCAGCGUGAAGGGCUGAAUCACCCCAGCCCCCUCAUCUUUUAAAAUGUGGGUGGUUUUAAAAGGAAAAACAAAACCAAGCCACAGCAACAAUAAUCUCUUUUUAAACUAGUGACAAGACUGUUGUCCUUUUUCCAAUAUCUACCCCAUUCUUUUGGGCUCUGCAGUGUUUGGGGCCUCAACUCCUUCCAGCCCAUGGUAGCUCCUCCCUGACUCCCCCGGCAGAAUGCAGCCCUCUUCCCUGCCCCCCUCCCAGUGGCCUCCCCAUGGAACCCAGAGCCCCGGCAGUGGGGGGCUGAGGAUUGUGGCCUGGCUGGCCGGCCAGCGUGGUGCUCCUCAGGACUGUGGCACUGAGAUGUAACCUGGCCUCCAUGCGGGAACGGGCCAGAGCAGUGCCGGAACCCACGGCUUCCGCCCUGGAACCACACCAGCCAGCCCUGCUGCGUGAGGCGUCACACUCACAGGCAUGGCUGUGUCCUGCAGGCUGUGUAUCCCCUAGACUGACUUGGGGCAACGCUUGCUGCAUGCCCCCUCCCCUUCUUGAAUGUACUUUGGUCUUGAGUGUGCUACUGGCUCUUUCUGGCCCAGCCAUCACUCUGGCUUCCCUGUUUGGCACACAUGGCCUUGGGUCUGGCUGAAUUUUCUGCCCUGAGAUCUGGGCAUAAAGUCUGAGAAACUCGAGACCUUCAGUGGGGAUCCAGAUGGCCAGGCUUCUUUGGAAUCAGUGUCUAGUGCCGAGCUGACCAACAGAUGGAUCCUAGUCUCCUACAGGCGACAGCAAAACUGGAGAAUGGACACCACUGUCGAAGUGUGGCUAGGAAGGGACUGGCAUGGCUUGUCCUUCGGCCAGGCUUCCUGGGGAUAUCUGGACAGACCCCUGUGGAUGGUGAAGACCGUGUGUGCACCUGAGUGAACGGCUGCCUGGAGUUCCCUGUGGUGUCAAGUGUGCCCCAUGGCGGCUCUCACACUUCCAGACUUCUCUCAGGCAGUGUGUGAUACCCACACACAAAGCUAAGGAGCUGCAUUGUCUUGUCUUUCUGUCAAGUUCGAGUUUGUCUUUGGCAGAUUUCCAGGGUUUGGCCAGCUCUCGUGGACCACGGGUAUCUGAGGGGCAGACCAGGCAUCGGACACGCAUGCCACAGUGACCAGUCAUCUCACUAGGACCCAGACAUGACCCUGUGGGUUGUUCCACAUGAUUUGGAACCCACUUUUUAUUUUAUUAGCUUCCCACGCCCCUAGCCUUUCUCUUUUCCCCUGCCAUCCCAACACUGAUAGUUUGUCCUAUAAAUUCCCCUGUUGUUGGCUUUUUUUUUUCUAGGAAAAAAUUAAUAAAAAGCAAAACAAACAAACCACAAAUAUGAA